UGACAGACAGACAGACAGACAGACAGACAGACAGACAGACAGACAGACAGACAGACUGACAGACAGACAGAGACAUUGAUCUUGUUGCGUUUCAGGAAGUGUCCCUCAGAUUCAGUUCGACCUCAACUGAAGAACAUCUCAGAGAGAGAGAGAGAGAGAUGUUGCUCCAUUCUGUGUUAAUGUUGAUCGCCCUCAGCUGCUGCUGCUCUGCUGCAGAUCCUCCACUGAUUCGUCUGAACUCCGUCUUCCUGAACAACCAGACUGAGAAGGUGCUGAGGGCCGGCACCGCCUUCUCUCUCAUCUGCCAUGGUAACGGCUCAGUCCAUUGGUCCAGCACCGCGUUUCGUUUUCCACAUCAGGACAAACCCUCGGACGUUGUGGAGGUGAAGAGUUCAGUCCCGAGACACACCGGGGCGUAUCGCUGUGGGUACACUGACCGGAGCUUGGAGCACCUGAACACCUGGAUCCACCUGUACAUCACAGACCCGUCUGACCCGUCCAGUGGGUUCGUCACUCCUCUGCACUCGCCCCCUAAUGUCAAAGAAGGCCUGGACUUCUUGUUCAGGUGUCUGCCCACCGACCCGUCCAUCACAAACCUCACCCUCCAAUCGGAGGGUAGCACGGGGGAUAGGGGGCAAGGCCUGCCCCAGGACAUGAACGUGACCUUCGACCCCCGAAGAGGAGCACUGAUCCGAGACGUACAGAGGUCUUUCAACGGACGCUACGUCUGUUCAGGCUGGAAGGACGGGAGACAGGUCCGAUCGAGACCUGUCGACCUGCUGGUGGUGCCCAGGCUGCGUCAUCCACCCUGCCUGUCUGUCAGUCAGGAGGAAGUAGUUCGUCUGAAAGGUGAAAAGUUUGAGGUCACCUGUCUGAGCAGUAACCCCUCCCACUUCUACAACCUUACCUGGACACACCCACACAUUCAGUCACUGAGCGAGAGCAUCAGCCGUCACUAUGGAAACCAGCGCCUGUCCCUCAACAGCACGGUGUCGCUCUCGGCUGUGGAACCGAGUCACAGCGGAACCUUCACCUGCACCGCGGUCAACGAGGCGGGAGCCGCCCGGGCCACCACACAGCUCAGAGUCCUGGAGCGGCCCUUCCUGAUCAUCUACCUGCAGCCCAGCCAGCAUGCUAACGCUAACACCAGGACCAAAGCGGUUGAAGGCGACCUGUUUGCUAAUGUUAGCAGCAUGCCGACGAAGCUAGAUGCUAACAUUAGCAGUGGUUCACCGGGAGUCGAUGGGAGAAAGUUUGCUAAUGUGAGCCCCAAUGGCACGCAUAUAAAUGACGCUAACAAUGCUAACACUAGCAGCAACAGCAAAGUGGAGGAGCAUGAAGGCCGAGAUGUGACGUUAACAUUCAUGAUAGAGGCAUAUCCUCCAAUCAGGAACCACCACUGGACGACACACAUCAACAACAAUAACAAUGAUACACUGUACCAGGGGAGCUACAGUGCUAACGGCUACAGGUCCAAGGCCAGUCUGCUGCUGCGGCGCGUCCGUCAGGAAGAUCGGGGUCGAUACUCCUUUCAUUACUCAAACUCAUUCUUCAGUGGUUCACAGAACGUCGAUCUUAGAAUUUACCGUUCUCCCAGUGCUCAGGUGAGUCUGCAGAAUGACACGCUGACCUGCAGCAGCGUCGGAUAUCCUCUACCCACAAUCCUCUGGUACACCUGCCCUGGGGUCCGGGACACGUGUGGAGACGGCCCCACCUAUAGGGUUCCUUCAGCCCAGGUGACAUCACAGAAAGAGGAGGAGGCGGUGAGGACACACCUCCCUCUGCCAGCUGACAAUGAUGUCACUAUCGAGUGCGUUGCCUUCAAUGAGCUGGGAGAGUCGCGUCAGGUCUUCAGUCCUGGAGAACCACAACUGUUCUUCACUCUGCCUCUGAUUGGAGCUCUGACCUCUGCCGCCGUCCUCCUCCUGCUGCUAUUGGUCGUCUCUUACAAGUGGAGACAGAAACCAAAAUAUGAGAUUCGUUGGAAGAUCAUCGAGAGCACAGACGGAAACAGCUAUACCUUCGUUGACCCCACUCAGCUGCCGUACAACCACAAGUGGGAGUUUCCUCGAGACAAACUUCGCCUGGGUGCAGUUCUGGGUUCGGGUGCGUUCGGGAAGGUCGUCGAGGCGACGGCGUACGGAAUGGGAACCGACGACAACGUCACCAGAGUCGCCGUCAAGAUGCUCAAACCCAGCGCUCACUCGGAGGAACGUGAAGCUCUGAUGUCCGAGCUCAAGAUCCUCAGCCAUCUUGGUUACCAUGACAACAUCGUCAACCUGCUGGGAGCCUGCACUCGAGGAGGCCCCAUGCUGAUGAUCACAGAGUACUGUAGCCAUGGCGACCUGCUCAACUUCCUGCGGGCUCACGCUCACGAAUUCAUGACGUCCGUUCUGAACGUGAAGGAACAUGAGGACGAGGUGUUCUAUAAGAACCUUGCCGCCCAGAACACCAGAGUCAGGAGUGACAGUGGAAUAUCAUGUUGUUCAGAGUAUCAGGAGAUGCUGCCAGUUCAAACCCAGAAAGGUGUGCACACAGACGGCCUGUCUGUCCGUGACCUCAUGGCCUUUUCCCUCCAGGUGGCUCAGGGUCUCGACUUCCUGUCUGACAGAAAUUGUAUCCACAGAGACGUAGCAGCGAGGAACGUCUUGUUGACUCAUCUUCGAGUUGCAAAGAUCUGUGACUUUGGUUUGGCCCGAGACAUUCACCAUGACGACAGCUACAUCGUCCAGGGAAACGCUCGUCUCCCAGUGAAGUGGAUGGCGCCGGAGAGCAUCUUCCAGUGCGUGUACACGCUGCAGAGCGACGUGUGGUCGUACGGCGUCUUGCUGUGGGAGAUCUUCUCUCUGGGUAGGAGUCCGUAUCCAAGUGUUGCCGUGGAUACCAAUUUCUACAAGAUGAUCAAAGAUGGCCGCCACAUGUCUCAGCCAGACUUCGCUCCAGCCGAGAUGUAUCAGCUGAUGAUGCUCUGCUGGAGUCUGGAGCCCGCCCACAGACCAACCUUCAAAACCAUUGGUCAGCUCAUCAACAGGCUCUUCCCCUCCACCAAUGACAUGUCGCCACAUCACAGCCACCAGGUGACAGCGUACAGGAACGUCGACGAGUUUAAAGAAGAAGAAGAACAAGAUGAGGAAGAGGUGAAUGGAGAGAUGGUGAAGAGAGGAGAAGAAGAAGAGAGCGGACAGAGAGAGCGCCGUGCCGAUGGAGAGGAGGAGGAGACAAAGAUGAAGAACAUUUAUCAGUCUUCUUGAUCGUCCAAUCAAAACCCUGUUUAUUAACCAAUAAGAAGCAGACCUUCUUAUCACUGCUGAAAACCUUCUGGAUAAACUGAAGUAAACAUGAAACCUUUAUUGAAAGAUUCAGUGUCAACAGACUCGGGGUCACAUGAUCUCUUUCUGAAACAUAAAGGUGUGUUUUCACACGUUGUCAUGGUAACCUAAUAAAGAUUCAUCUUAUAGAAUGUCAUCAUCAUAAUCUUUAUAUACAGUCACUGAUCCUCUUUAUAUACAGUCACUGAUCCUCUUUAUAUACAGUCACUGAUCCUCUUUAUAUACAGUCACUGAUCCUCUUUAUAUACAGUCACUGAUCCUCUUUAUAUACAGUCAGUGAUCAUCUUUAUAUACAGUCACUGAUCCUCUUUAUAUACAGUCACUGAUCAACUUUAUAUACAGUCACUGAUUCUCUUUAUAUACAGUCACUGAUCAUCUUUAUAUACAGUCACUGAUUCUCUUUAUAUACAGUCACUGAUCAUCUUUAUAUACAGUCACUGAUUCUCUUUAUAUACAGUCACUGAUCAACUUUAUAUACAGUCACUGAUCAUCUUUAUAUACAGUCACUGAUCAACUUUAUAUACAGUCACUGAUUCUCUUUAUAUACAGUCACUGAUCAUCUUUAUAUACAGUCACUGAUCAUCUUUAUAUACAGUCACUGAUUCUCUUUAUAUACAGUCACUGAUCAUCUUUAUAUACAGUCACUGAUCCUCUUUAUAUACAGUCACUGAUCAUCUUUAUAUACAGUCACUGAUCCUCUUUAUAUACAGUCAGAUUAUUCAGAUUCAGGAAUUGACCAGAGAUCAGGAUUUUCAGAUUAAAAUUAUUUUUGAAUCAUCAUUAUUAAAUUACAUUUCAUUUAGCUGAUGCUUUUUAUCCAAAGCCACUCACAAUAAGUGCAUCAAACAUGAGGAACAAACCCAGAACAACAAGAAUCAAGAAAGUACUAUUUCUUAAAAAAAAACUAAAAACUACAAAGUGCUGUAAGUAAGUGACAUUUAAGUGCUACUAAGUUGUUGGUUUAAACUUUUAUUCAAGGUGAAGUCGGAAGAGAUGUGUUCUUAGUUUGAGUGUCGAGCUCGUUCCACCGUUCAGGAGCCAGGACAGAAAACAGUUGUGUUCUCAUCUCAUUCAUUGAUUCUAUCUUUUUGAUCUUCUAUAAUUUUCAAUCUGAUUUGGCUGUUUAUUUUUUAUUGAUUACAUUAUUGAUUGAUAUAUUUUCUUAAAUCCUGCAUAUGUUGUGAAUGAAUGAAGUGUGAAAAUAAAUCCGAAUCAAUAAAGUUGGUUUCAAAAUCA
Molecule: messenger RNA, 4565 nt
Organism: Platichthys flesus (European flounder)
Lineage: Eukaryota; Metazoa; Chordata; Actinopteri; Pleuronectiformes; Pleuronectidae
Gene: csf1rb
Product: colony stimulating factor 1 receptor, b
Exons: 22
Coding region: 159-3251 (1030 amino acids)
Biological process (GO): protein phosphorylation; cytokine-mediated signaling pathway; cell surface receptor protein tyrosine kinase signaling pathway
Cellular component (GO): CSF1-CSF1R complex; signaling receptor complex
Molecular function (GO): macrophage colony-stimulating factor receptor activity; ATP binding; cytokine binding
Source: RefSeq, a predicted model, not a curated record